Messenger RNA from Sorex araneus (European shrew), 1090 nucleotides. RefSeq names its product clarin 3 (gene CLRN3). The transcript is spliced from 3 exons. The coding region runs from base 103 to 792 and encodes 229 amino acids. Lineage: Eukaryota; Metazoa; Chordata; Mammalia; Eulipotyphla; Soricidae. The record is from RefSeq and is a predicted model, not a curated record.
GCCAGCCUCCAUUUCCCGGCACUGGACUGCAAAUGACCAGGCCCGCGGGCCGGCGCCAGGCUCUGCGGUUGUCCGGGCCCGGGCCGCUGGCUCUCUGAGACCAUGCCGACGACGAAGAAGACGCUGCUCUUCCUCGGGGGCUUCUUCACCAGCUUGGGGUCAUUCGUGCUGAUCUGCUCUAUCCUGGGCACCGCCCAUUGGGUCAACAGCAGCGUGUACAUCAGGGACCCUGCCUCCAACAGCACCGUCUCCCUAACCUACGGACUUUUCAGCGGCGAGAGCAGUCAGCACUUUGACAAUGGGCUGCAGGAACUCACGAGACACUUUAAAGUCCUAGACCAGCUGGGCACGUCCACGGCUCGGACCCUGCACUCGCUCGUCAUCUUCUUCCUGGUGAUGGCGCUGGUCACCGCCCUGCUCAGCGCCGGCUUCUCCCUGUACAACAGCGUCAGCAACCCCUACCAGACGUUCCUGGGCGCCGUGGGGGUCUACACCUGGAGCGGCCUCAGCAUGGUCCUGGCGCUGCUGACCAUGAUCCUGUUCGUGGUGAGCACGCAGUCCGCCCGGCUCUCGGAGACGCUGGCCUGGGGGGUGCACCAGGUCCCCUCGGUGGCCACGCUCCGCUACACCGGCCACGUCUACGGCUACUCCUUCUGGCUGCUGCCGCUGGCCGGGCUGCUGGACCUGGGCACCCUGGGCUUCAUCUUCCUCUACCAGAAGGCGCGCUACCAGCGGAAGCAGGAGCAGAGGAAGCCCAUGGAGGAGGCCCCGCGGGACGGCAUUCUCUUCUGAGCUGGCCCCCCGGCCCUCGGCCCCACGACACACACCCCCUGCCCCAGGGUCCUGCGCGUGGCCGGGCGGGAGACGGGCCGAGGGGCCACUCCGCUGACGCCCACGCCUCCUCUCGGACUGAGCCGCGGCCUCCCGACCAGACACGUAUUUAUUUCCUUCUUCCGCAGUGACCCUGGCAGCCAGGCUGCCGGUCGGUCCCUUGUCCCCCCUCUCCCUCGCCCCUACCCUCCCACGACCACCCCCGCCAUGCAGCCCCCGAGCCGAGGGUCCCAGGCCCGGCUCGGCCCCUUGGGCUGUG